Molecule: messenger RNA, 2790 nt
Organism: Medioppia subpectinata
Lineage: Eukaryota; Metazoa; Arthropoda; Arachnida; Sarcoptiformes; Oppiidae
Source: the annotation of a GenBank genome assembly
AUGAGAGUCCAUUGUAUUGACGCAAACGAUAUAUUCCUGUCUAUCGUUGAGACCAUUGGCCGCGUAUUCCCUGACGUUGUAAUCAAGCGUUUCAUUGACCAGAAUCUGGUUGUCGUCGGUUCUGAUGAUAACGUUAAACAAUGCCAUGUCUUCGAUGCGAUUCACCACAAACCACACGACACGCAAAGUGUUUCGCCGCCUUCGGGACCAUUCAAUCGCACGAAUCCUGACAUCACUUUUGCCCACAAAUUUCUUUCAACUAUUGACGACAAUGUAUUGUUUCCACUGAACAAAAAACUUCAGUCGUUAUCACUGAUGAGAACUGUUAUGAACAAAGUUCCCGAAAGUGCCGUAAAUAAGUUGUCAAACUUAACGCGUCUCGUCUUCUCUGGCAAUAAGCAUGUGAUUGACGUAAAGAACAAUGCAUUCAACAAAUUAACCAAUUUAUUAGAUCUCGAUUUAAGUGAUAAUUCAAUCGCUAAACUGGAGGCCAAUUCAUUGAAUGGUUUGACUUCUUUGGAGAAUCUAUACUUAAGUAGUAAUAAAUUAGCAAAAAUUGAGCGAAACUUAUUUCGUUCGCUUAAGAAACUCAAACUUCUGGAUCUGUCGCACAACUCAUUCAAAGAGUUGGGAAAAUCCGAUUUCAAUGACUUGAUAACAAUUACAACAUUGAAUUUGUCGUACAAUGAGUUACAAGAGUUGCCCCGAAGUAUAUUUGCCCGGAGCUCUCAGUUACGUGUCCUCGACUUAUCUUACAAUCGACUUAAAGUCAUUGACACCUAUAUGUUAAGAGGUGUCAGAUUUCUCAAAGACUUUCUGGUCAAAGGCAAUGCCAUCCAAGAAGUGGCCCGCAAUUCAUUCUCCGCCACCACUCGUCUCAAGACAUUAGAUUACAGCCUUUUGGACAACCUUCACAAUCUCUUGCUCUACAAAUUUCUGUACGUUACCAACCUAUCUAACCUAAAUUCGGCAUUAGCCUUCCCACGGAAAGUCGCAUACAAAGUAGUGGCCAUCGAUUUGAGUCAUAACAAUAUAUCAGUGAUUGAAUUUAAAGCUUUCCAAGAAGUGGCAAAUAUAUCCGAUUUGAAUCUCUCUUACAAUCAGAUCGAGAAAACACAACGAAUGGCAUUUGACUCAACGGAUGUGACUUCACUACAUCUCAAUCAUAACUUAAUCGCAAACCUCUCGAGAGUAGACAUCUUUGCAAACAUGUCUGGACUUCGGUUCUUGAAUUUAAGUCACAAUCAGAUCACAGAAUUGGGUCGAAAAGACUUUACGCCUAAACGCUUGUACGAAAUGCAAACCAUUGACUUGAGUCACAAUCGCAUUGAAGACAUCUCUGGCAAUGUGUUUGAAAAGUUUGGAUCCAUUCGUUUCAUUGAUUUGCGACACAAUUUGUUGCGCAAAAUCGGUUACUCAUCGUUUGGAAGCACUCCAACACUUCUUGAGCUCGACAUCUCUCACAACAACAUAACAGAGAUCACUAACGGAGGCGUCUCUUCAUUGGUCUCCCUCGACAUCUCUCACAACAACAUAACAGAGAUCACUAACGGAGGCGUCUCUUCAUUGGUCUCCGUGAAGACUAUUUACGCGAAUGACAAUCGCAUCAGAUUUUACAAAGGGGAUACUAAUUGCGUAACGACCGUAAACCUAGUGUUAUUUUUAACGGCUCUCGAAGACCAUUCAUUCGCCAACUGUUUAACGCUUCAAAACCUAUCGUUAAGUCAUAAUCAUCUGCAAGAAGUGCCCAUCAGAUCACUCAAGUCAUUGAAUUCACUUCAGUUCCUCGAUUUGAGCUCCAAUAAGAUCCGAGCGAUAAAUACCCGGGCGUUCGGCCGAAUGGGUGUGUUGUUUGACAUCCGUCUUGACUACAAUCAGAUCCAAAAUAUCAGUGAAUUGGCUUUCGAUGGUUUGCUGCAACUCUUGAGACUUAACAUGAGUUUCAACGAAAUCUCUGAUUUAACGCCGGAUGUGUUCACUAGUUUAGUGUCUCUGCAAUCACUGGACUUAUCGCACAAUCAGAUCAAAAAGUUGGAGAAUAAAACUAACGGCAUAUUUGAGCCCUUAUUGUCGAUGCAAUACUUGAAUCUUUCGCAUAACUCCAUAUCACUCAUCAAAGACAAGUCAUUCCCCUCUUCGCCGUGGAUUCCCUGUAAACUCAAACACUUAGAUCUCUCACACAAUCUGAUGCCAGUGUUGACCACUUAUUUUGAUAACGGACUCACGUGUGUCGAGUGGCUCUCACUUAAGGACAAUAUUAUUAAUGAGAUCCAAAUGAAUGUGAUUUCAAAUUUGACUCAAUUAACACAUUUAGACCUUUCAGGCAAUCAAUUGAGAAAACUAUCCAAAGGCUUGUUUGGAGAUUCUUUGAAUAGAUUGCGGCGAUUGUCGGUCGCGGACAACAAACUAACCGCUAUUUUUAUACAAGAAUUGAUUCAAUUAAAAGCCAUUCAAGAGUUGGACUUAAGUGGCAAUCAUAAUCAUCUGUUCUGUGACUGCCAUUUGUUGCCAUUACUCGCGUGGAUUGUCACUGAUGUGCACAAAUCGGAACUGGAGGGCCGGCCAUCCCUUGUCCGCGAGCACUGGUCAUCAGUCAAAUGUCGGGAUCCGUUAAUUCUGGUCAACGAAUCGUUCGUUGAUCUAAAACCCAAUCAAUUGAUGUGUAAAUCAGAAGUUUUGGACAAAUAUUCCAAACAAUUUGUGGGCAAAAGUGAUGUCAGGAUUCGUGCGAUUGAAUGGUCCCNCUUGUCCGCGAGCACUGGUCAUCAGUCAAAUGUCGGGAUCCGUUAA